This is a messenger RNA of Helianthus annuus (common sunflower), 1098 nucleotides long. Its product is annotated as neurofilament medium polypeptide-like. The record is from RefSeq and is a predicted model, not a curated record. The transcript has a single exon. The coding region runs from base 1 to 1098 and encodes 365 amino acids. NCBI's taxonomy places the organism in Eukaryota, Viridiplantae, Streptophyta, Magnoliopsida, Asterales, Asteraceae.
AUGAAGAUGAGGUUGAAAAGGAAGCUGAAGGUGAAAGGGAAGUGGAAGGAGAAGGGGAAGGUGAGAUGGCUAGAGAACAAAACACCAAGGAAGUGCCAACAUUUUGUUGAUGAAAACGCCAAGGAAGAGGCUGAUGAGAGAGAAGAAAGUGAACAUGAAGAUGAGGUUGAAAGGGAAGCUGAAGGUGAAAGGGAAUGGGAAGGAGAAGGGGAAGGAGAAUCAGAAGAGGAACAUGAAGGGGAAGGGGAGAUGGCUGGAGAUCAAAAAGCCAAACCCUCAACUGUUACGCCACCCCCCAUAAAUGAUGAUGCUCAAAAUGAAGAUGAAAUGGAAUCUGAGGGUGGUGAUGAGUAUAUUAUAUUGUCAGCUGAAGAAAGUACAGAUGAAGAUAUAAACGAAAAUGAUAUUAAAAGUUGGGAUUGUGAUUUUAAAACAAUUGAAUAUCAUAUUUUUAGAUAUAAUGGGGAAAAGAUAAUUAAAAGGAAUAUUGUUGAGGUUUUAGAACUGCCGAGACAAGACCGAGAACAAAUGAUUGAACUAAAAGAAGAUGUAGAUUGUCCAAAGAUGGUGGAAGAAAUGCUUAAAGCUAUAAAAAACCACCUGCACCCUACUGAGGAGACCCCGCGAAUGCCUGUAUUUGAUGCUAUGCCAAAAAUCCCCCCAACAGAAACACAAUACAGUCAGGGGUUCAUCACUGAACUCGAAAAAACAACUGAGGCAAUCCAUGACAAAACGCCAAACGUACCUGUGACUGAGACACAGUUCAGUGACGCAUUCAUUUCUCAACAAGAAAAAACUGAAGGGGAGAUGGUGAAAAAAAGUGUUGACCAGCAAGGUGCAGUGGUUGAUGAAACGCGAUGUCAGCAGCCACCAUCUGGAGGUAGGAAGAACCUCAUGCAAGCUUUUGAAGAAGAAAAGACACCCCAGAAACCCCAAGAUGCAAACGCCACUGACACAUCACCAACCAAAACGCCGAACAGGGCGGAUGUGCAGGAGAAGGGUGAUGAGGACAAAACGCCAGACAUCAUAAAGUUGAUGCAAGAUAACACCAUUUUAAACCCAAAGAAGCUGCAUGGUGAUGAUGAAGAAGAUGAAUAA